AUGCGCAGGACAUUCCGACAGCUCGCGGCUGUUAAGCCCUCCCGCUACCUUGAAGCUGGCGCCCCGACAGGCCUCGCAGGCCUCUUCACGCAUCCUGCACCGCGCUCAACGCUCAUCUACCUCUACACCAGCACCCUCGACAAGCUCCAGGCCUUCCCGGAAUCCUCGCUGUACCGCCAAUCGACCGAGGCUGUGACCAAACACCGCCUCGCAAUCGUUUCCUCUGUCGAGCCUGAGGGCUAUAGAGCGUGGGCGGACAAGGCAAAGCAGACGAUUGCCGCACACCCUGAGGUGUUCAAUACGCCCGGGGGAAAGGUGGCGCACGAUGAAGGCAGGCAUGUAAAGGAGGUUAUCGGUGGCAGUACCUUCGUGACGAGUAAGCUGGAGGAGGAGCGUGAUGAGAGGAUUGUGGAAUGGGAUGCGGAGAAGGAUGAGGGGCCCCAGUUGGAGGGGAGCCGGACGAGGGCUGAGAGGAAGGUGCAGCAAAGUUGGGGGAUGGAGAGGCCGGGGAGCGAUACCAAGACUGUGCAUUGGGAGCCCGAGCCGGCUCUGACUGCUGAUCAGAUCGCGGAGAUUGAGAACAGGAUCGGAGCUGGGUUGAUUGAGGAGGUUAUCCAGGUUGCGGAGGGAGAGCUGAAGUUGGUGGAUGUCUUGGCUAAGUCGAAAGUUUGGGAAGAUCUUGAGGAGAAGCCGGUCGAGGGACAGUGGACAUACUUUAAGAGAGAAGGCGCUUCUCCUGAUUCGUAG
Molecule: messenger RNA, 747 nt
Organism: Drepanopeziza brunnea f. sp. 'multigermtubi' MB_m1
Lineage: Eukaryota; Fungi; Ascomycota; Leotiomycetes; Helotiales; Drepanopezizaceae
Biological process (GO): respiratory electron transport chain
Source: RefSeq, a predicted model, not a curated record